AUGACCACAGAAAAUCUGUCAACAAGAUACAAAUAAAAAGUCGUCAUCAUAAUAUCCUUUCUUUGUUUUGAAACGAAGAAAACUACAAAUAAUCUUAUAUUCUUUGCAUUAAACAACCAUGCUACGCACUAAAAUACACAUAGCAUUAAGUGCUCUGGGCAUCUUCCUAGGGUUUUCCGCGUUCAUUUGUAUCGGCAUUAUUUACGCCAAUGUGGAAGCCGGAAUGUGGGCGUUAUUAUCUGGCAUCAAAGCGGGCCUAGCACUGAUGCUGCAUUGCCACUACCUGAAGGAGUCUCUCCAUGCCAAUUUCUCCAGGAAGGCUCUCCAGUACAUCGGAGACUUUGGCAUGUUUGGCUUUGUGUCCGGAACAGCUCUCACCAUCUUCUAUGCAUUCAUGCAGAUCUAUUAUCAGGCUGAUCUGAUGCCAGUACAAACAAGCAUAGUGAUCCGGCUGGUGUGGUCGUUCAUGAUGACCAAGUGGGGCCUCCUGCUCUACCUCACCACCAAGAGGUAUCUCCGCACCUACAAUGACCAUCAGCUGUUCUCCGAGAACCCCAACAUUGAGGAGACGUAAACUAAAACAAAUGUGAAUAGUUUAUUUACGUAAUCAUAGUCAUCAUUUUCAUUUGGUAUGUAUGUAUUUUGCAUUUAUUUAUUAGGAAUUGUGUUGCAUGUUUACCAAAGAUGUGCACUUGCAGUGGCAAAUUAUUGUAGGUUUAAGUACUUGCCUAUAUUGCAAUAGUUUUAUCUUUUACUCACUGCUUAAAGCUGCAGAUUUUCACAACACAGUUGAAUCAAUCCUCUAGAUGGCAAUUCUGCUAGGAUGCAGUUACCAAGUAGCCUUGUGGCUUGAUGAAGCAAUUUGUGAAGCCAGAAUCGCUUGUAAUUGGAAAUAAAAGUCAUAAGAUUCCAAAUUAAUUGAUUGGUGCACUGUCACGAUUGAAUCAGCCACUGGACAUACAAGAGUAUCAAAAGAAAUAUUUGUUGUCCUUUCAUACUCUUUGCUCCAAUUUCCUUUGCUUAUCUUUGGUGGAAAUGUGAUCUU
This is a messenger RNA of Plutella xylostella (diamondback moth), 1045 nucleotides long. RefSeq names its product heme transporter hrg1-A. Gene Ontology annotation, molecular function: heme transmembrane transporter activity; heme binding. Lineage: Eukaryota; Metazoa; Arthropoda; Insecta; Lepidoptera; Plutellidae. Gene Ontology annotation, cellular component: plasma membrane; lysosomal membrane. The record is from RefSeq and is a predicted model, not a curated record. Gene Ontology annotation, biological process: heme transport.